This is a messenger RNA of Ctenopharyngodon idella (grass carp), 3333 nucleotides long. RefSeq names its product procollagen, type IX, alpha 2 (gene col9a2). The record is from RefSeq and is a predicted model, not a curated record. Bases 182 to 2248 code for a protein of 688 amino acids. The transcript is spliced from 32 exons. NCBI's taxonomy places the organism in Eukaryota, Metazoa, Chordata, Actinopteri, Cypriniformes, Xenocyprididae.
GGGCUGGGUUACACCUCUCUCAAUCCUCCCCUCAGGUCCCUGCCACUGUGUUUUUCUUCCCUGUCCUGGGCAGCGCACACACUCACAUACACACACCUUUCUUUUCCCUGGAUCCACCAUCCUGGGCUGAGAAGCCAGGAGAGAGGGUGGCAAGGUUUGGAGGAACCGCUGAUUCUUCACCAUGGCUAGAUUCUUCAGAAGUUUGGUCCUGUUGCAGGCGCUCUGCUUGGCCUUAUCGCAAGUGACCGGUCCACCCGGACCCCAGGGGCCUCCUGGUCCCCCUGGUCCCGCUGGAACUCCCGGUGCCGACGGCAUUGAUGGUGAGAAGGGUCCUCCUGGACCUCCUGGACCACUAGGUCAAAAGGGAGAGGCAGGUGAACCCGGUCCUGAUGGAUCUCCAGGGGAGGAUGGCAUUGAUGGUUUGAUUGGCGCUAAAGGUGAGAGAGGCCCUCGUGGUAGUCCUGGACCAAAGGGUCAGCCAGGGCCUGGUGGACCACCAGGACGACCUGGACUCGGACUGCCUGGACUUCCUGGAGCAUCAGGCCCCAUUGGACUUCCUGGACAAAUUGGGCCUACUGGGCCAAAGGGUGUCAUGGGAAGUACUGGACCUCCAGGAUUACCCGGACCUCCAGGCAAGCCUGGUCCACCAGGAAAGUUUUUGGGUGUAGAGGAAGGCAGUGCUGACUUUCAGUGUCCAACCAGCUGUCCACCUGGGCCGAAGGGUCCUCAGGGCAUACAGGGAGUGAAGGGACAUAAAGGUCGUGCUGGCGUUUUGGGAGAUCCAGGAAGCAUCGGAAGAUUGGGUACAAAGGGUGAUGUCGGCAUCUCUGGUGAACAGGGAAUACCAGGCCCUCCAGGCCCACAGGGUCUGAGAGGGUAUCCAGGAAUGGUGGGGCCCAAAGGAGAGAUGGGACCACAGGGCUACAAAGGCAUUUCAGGACCAAUCGGCAUCCCUGGACGCCCUGGUGAAGAGGGACCCCAAGGACCACCUGGAAUGCCUGGUGACAAAGGUGACAUGGGAGAACGUGGCAUACGAGGGCCUCAGGGAGUGGUCGGAAAAAAGGGAGAGAAUGGUCUUCCAGGAAUUGAUGGAAAAGAUGGUACUCCUGGCAUCCCAGGAAUAAAGGGUGCUUCAGGACAAAGUGGAAGACCUGGAGGUCCUGGUCACCAGGGAGAUGCUGGUUUGCCUGGUAUGCCUGGAGCCAAGGGUGAAUUGGGAGUUAAGGGUGAGCCGGGACCUCGAGGUUUGAUGGGAAUGCAAGGCCCUCCAGGACCUCAAGGAGAGCCUGGUCCUCCAGGUGAAGCUGGCAUGGAGGGAGUCCCAGGGCCAAAGGGUGACAGGGGUGAAAGAGGACCAGUUGGGCCUCCUGGUAUUGUUGGCCUGCCUGGAAGUAAGGGAGAGAGGGGGCCCAUGGGUGUCCCAGGUGCUCAGGGUCUAACUGGAACUAAGGGUGACAAGGGAUUUCAAGGCAAAGUGGGAUCAAAGGGAGACGUUGGUGAUCCUGGUGUAGAGGGAUUGGCUGGGGAGAAAGGAGAGAAGGGACAAUCUGGGGAGCCUGGCCCUAAGGGACAGCAAGGUGUGACUGGUGAUCCAGGGCACAACGGCCCCACCGGAGAUCCCGGUAAACCAGGAGACCAGGGUCCCGCAGGCUUACCUGGUCCACGUGGCCUGUUUGGAGAAAGAGGAGUUCCAGGGAUGCCAGGAAUACAAGGACCAGCUGGUCGUGAUGCUACCGAUCAACACAUCGUUGACGUGGUCCUGAAGAUGCUUCAAGAAAAGUUAGCAGCGGUAGCAGUGAGCGCUAAGAGAGCGGUGCUUGGUGGAGCAGGCGUGAUGGGACCUCCAGGUCCUCCAGGACCACCGGGACCUCCAGGACCUCAGGGUCCUCACGGACUGACAGGCGGCCGUGGCAUUCCUGGCAUGAUCGGAGCCCCAGGCCAAAUAGGAAACACUGGUCUUAAAGGGAAAAGGGGUGCAAAGGGAGAGAGAGGAGAUCCUGGACGACCACACCCUGGCCAACCGGGACCACCUGGACUGCCAGGUCCUCCAGGUCUUGACGGUGUGGCACGCGAUGGUAGGCCAGGAGAGCGAGGACCACAGGGUGCAGCUGGUGAGGGGGGCCGCCCUGGAAAAGCUGGUUCCCCUGGUCUUCCUGGAUUUUGUGAAGCAGCUGCAUGUUUGGCAGCCUCAGUCUACACUUCUCCCAGACUACAAGAGGCGGGAACAGUGAAGGGCCCAUCCACUUAAAUCAAGCCCUCUACUGGGGCAUAAGAACAUCUGGGAGAGAGAGAAAAAGAGUUAGAAAGAAACAAAGAAAGGGGAGAGAAGCAUGGAAAGAGGGGCACACAGGCCUUCACUUCAUUGUGAGGGGGAGGGAACAGCCGUUGCCUGACAUUGUGAAUUCUUUUUGUAUGUAUUAGGAUAGCAUAUGUAUGAUUUGACAUCUACGGAAAGGAAGUUUUAAGGUGGCAAUGUUAGCCUCUGCUGCUCUGUCUCACCUCACAGUACAGAGAGAUGUGAGAACAUUGCCAAUGACAUCACCGAUGACAUCAUCAUCAUGCGCCCUGGACUAGAAGAGCUGUGAAAAUGACAUUCAAACAAAGGUGCUGUUUUUGUUACUAUUAUUUUUUUUUAUUGCAUCUGAUCCAAAUAAUGGCAAGAUUUUACAAGCCAGGAAAUUCCCCUUUAAUUGAACCAAUAAAAAAGUAUUUAAAGCUACUUUAUUAAUAGAUUCAUUUACCUUGUGCUUCAGUAAACAGCUUCCUCGGCUCGAGUUGAUACACCAUGUGUACAUUAUGUCCCUGUUUGUAGUGUGCCUGUCUCCGCCAUGAAGCAACAUCUUUGAUCUGUUCUUCUACGUGAAAUGGUGACAUGCUCCCAUUAACUUUAUCCUUGAUUCCAUGCUGUAAAUCUUUGUAAAUGUGUAUUAAUUUUGUAUGGACAGGGUGGGUUUAGAAUAUAAAACAGAUCCAAAGUUAAUGAAUUUAAUCAGCAUUCAGGAUCAAACUCCAAACAUUUCUCAAACUGAAUUACAAGCCUGUAUGCCACUUCCAAGUUACUGUGUUAUGUAAUUAGAGAAGAACUGAUUAUCUUCAUUAACAACUAUUUAUUGUUCUUUUUUGGUUCAUCUGUAAACACUCAAGUUUUUUUUUUUUUUUCUUUUUGUCUGGUUGUUCAGAUUUACCCCAAUCAAUAAAGAGGAACGUUUUGUAAAACUCAAUGUUCUUCUGUAUCAUGAACAUCUGAGAGGAACAAUGAUUUUAACUUUUAAAAAAGCUUUCUUUCUUUUGGAUCUGACAUCUUUUUUUGUUGUAAUAAAAGAUAUUUCGGUA